AUGGCUGAAGCGAAAGAAAAGCCAUUUAUUGUUGAUGCCUUUGUAAAAGAUAACGAAAAAUUGAAAACUUCCGAAUUAAGCAAAUUUUAUGAAACGUUAGAUGGAUAUUUGAGAAACAAUAAGACAGAGUCUGCGCAUUGCACUAAUAUAAUAACAGACCCACAGCUACGUAGUCUUUGUAAUGAAAUUGAAAAGAUAUUUAAUGAAUGGGAUAAAAUAUGUAAAUUUUCAGGUGACGAAAAACAUAAAUGUUAUAAUUAUUUGAACUAUUGGUUGUAUGGUAAAAUAUUAGAAUAUAAUUCUUAUCCCUUAAAUAUUUUUUAUUUUUACCAAGGAUUAAAGAACAUAUUUAAUGCCAAACUUAAUGGUGUACCAGCUGGCACAUACGAAAAAUACUUUGAACAGGUAACAUACAAGGAAACGAUAAAAAAUAAAAAGGAACUACACGAUUUUACACACUAUUAUGAUGAUAUAAUUAACGUUAUCAAUGAUAAAACCACAGGAAAUAAAGAGAAAAAUUGCCAAUAUCUAUUGCAUAUUUUGGAUUUAUACAGUAACAUAAAAGAUGAAUAUAGCCCUGAACUAUCUAAAAGAUAUGAUAAAGAAUCAAAGCUUUUUCAAGCAAAAUUUAAUAAUGAAAGUAAUUUGAAUUCACUACUAGGAAAAUGUGCCAUUUAUUAUGAAUCAACUGAAUCUGAGAAUAUUGAAGAUAUAAAAAAUCGAUUACUUAAGAAAAAUGGUGAGACGGCGCUACCAGUACAUGUUAAAAUUCCUGAAGGUCUUAACCUGAACUUUUCUGCUUUUUUAUUUGAUAUUCAGGAAAACAUCUUAUCCGAAUUACCUUCACAUGAUAUAUAUAAAGAUCUUAAUAAAGAUGAAACUUCACAUAAUUAUGAUAGUUACUGCAGUGAAGUAAGCACUUCUAAUGCAGAUCUAAAAAAACUUUGUAAGAAACUUGCGAGAAAUUUGAAAAAUAUAACAGAAAAUACGAAAAUGGGAAAACUAAGUCAUGGAGAUCGCUGUCUACUUUUCAUUUUUUGGGCUUAUGAAGAAAUAAGUAAAAUAUUUAAUACGUCUUGGAGAAAUGUUCAUAGUAUUCCUGAAGCCCAAAAACUUCUUGAGGCAUGGCGAGAUAUCAGUAAAGAAACCAUGAGAAAAGGAGUUAAUGAAAGAGAAGUUUCAACAAGACUUCAAAUUCAAAGUAAUUGCACAAGGAGAGAUACUAAAGGUUCAUGUAUAAGACAUAGAUAUAUAAAUGAACUUGGGGAUAAUUACGCUCUAAAUAAUUAUAAAACAUGUUUAUAUUACAUUGAUUGUACAUACAAUGAAUGUAAAGAAAUGAAAUCUUUGUUUGAUUAUUUUAGUAACUUUAAAGAUAUACAAAAAAAAAUUUCCUCCAAGGACACAUGUCCAAAGUACUCUACGUAUCUUAAAUACAUUAUGGAGCUUUAUAACAAGUAUCGAUACUUUGAUAAUGAUGAUUGCUGCAAAUGGAAAGACUGUGGUGAUUAUUUUAAUUGUAGUGAAGAUGUAAAUCCGAAUAAAUUAAUGGAAUCAUUACCAUGUCAUUUUGAUAAAAAUAAUCCAGAAAAACCAUCACACGAAGAUAACCAGGAGGCAUACAAAGAUCAUGAUUUUUCAUGGGAAAACAUUGAUUGGGAAGAUUUAAAUUUUUCCGACAAUGAAGAUCCUUACCAGUACGAGGAUUAUUUACCAGAAUUUAAGUAUGAUGAUGAUAUGUAUAGUAAAUACGAAAAUGAACCUAAAGAUCGAGUAGCAAAGGAUAAAAGAAGAUUACUAAAAUUUUCAUUUAAUAAGAAUAAGAUGAAAUAUAUGUUUCUGGUUGCAGGAAUAUCCUAUUUAGCAUUUGCUUUGUUUAGGUAUACACCCCUUGGAAACUGGUUGAUCGACAGAAAUUUGAAAAAACACCCAAUGAAUGAUUUUUAUAAUUAUACGGAUACAGAGGAAUCAUCACUGUAUGAUUCAUGGGAUUAUGAUGCUUAUAAUAGGAUAUUAAAUUUUGGUUAUUAUCCAUCAGAAGAAUCCUCGUAUUAUUAA
Messenger RNA from Plasmodium gonderi, 2058 nucleotides. RefSeq names its product variable surface protein. Lineage: Eukaryota; Apicomplexa; Aconoidasida; Haemosporida; Plasmodiidae. The transcript has 4 exons. The record is from RefSeq and is a predicted model, not a curated record. The coding region runs from base 1 to 2058 and encodes 685 amino acids.